Molecule: messenger RNA, 753 nt
Organism: Alexandromys fortis (reed vole)
Lineage: Eukaryota; Metazoa; Chordata; Mammalia; Rodentia; Cricetidae
Product: keratin-associated protein 4-6-like
Exons: 2
Coding region: 1-753 (250 amino acids)
Cellular component (GO): keratin filament
Source: RefSeq, a predicted model, not a curated record
AUGGUCAGCUCCUGUUGUGGCUCUGUCUGCUCUGAGGAGGGCUGUGGCCAAGGCUGCUGCCAGCCCAGCUGCUGCCGUCCCAGCUGCUGUGUGUCCAGCUGCUGUAGGCCCAGCUGCUGCAGGCCCAGCUGCUGUAGGCCCAGCUGCUGUGUGGCCAGCUGCUGCAGGCCCAGCUGCUGCCAGUCUGUGUGCUGCCAGCCCACCUGCUGUCGCCCCAGCUGCUGCAGACCCUCCUGCUGCCAGCCCAGCUGCUGCCGCCCCAGCUGCUGCAUCUCCAGCUGCUGCCAGCCCUCCUGUGGUGGUUCCAGCUGCUGCAGUCCUUGCUGCCAGCCCUGCUGCCGCCCCUGCUGCCGCCCCUGCUGCUGCCUGCGUCCAGUCUGUGGUCAGGUCUGCUGCCAGAGCACUUGCUACCACCCCACCUGUGUCAUCUCCACCUGCCCCCGCCCCAUGUGCUGUGUCAGCUCCUGUUGUGGCUCUGUCUGCUCUGAGGAGGGCUGUGGCCAAGGCUGCUGCCAGCCCAGCUGCUGCCGCCCCAGCUGCUGCAUCUCCAGCUGCUGCCAGCCCUCCUGUGGUGGUGGUUCCAGCUGUUGCAGUCCUUGCUGCCAGCCCUGCUGCCGCCCCUGCUGCCGCCCCUGCUGCUGCCUGCGUCCAGUCUGCGGUCAGGUCUGCUGCCAGAGCACUUGCUACCGCCCCACCUGUGUCAUCUCCACCUGCCCCCGCCCCAUGUGCUGUGCCACCCCUUGCUGCUGCUAA